Molecule: messenger RNA, 1488 nt
Organism: Striga hermonthica
Lineage: Eukaryota; Viridiplantae; Streptophyta; Magnoliopsida; Lamiales; Orobanchaceae
Source: the annotation of a GenBank genome assembly
AUGGAGACAACCCCACCACCCGCCGAGCCCAGAAGGCGCGGGAGACCGAAGGGAUCAACCACCAAGCCGAAACCCGACAAGGACAGAGAUUCCAGCGGCGGAGGAGCGCCGUCGAGAACGAGAGGUCUCGGCGGCGAGAAGAGGAACACCGCCGCCGACGAGAGUUACGCGAACUGGAAGCUGCUGGUGCCAGUGCUUUACGACUGGAUAGCUUCUCACAACCUGGUCUGGCCGUCUCUGUCUUGCCGUUGGGGCCCAGUUCUUGAAAAAGGAAACGACAGGAACAAGCAGCGUCUGUACCUUUCUGAGCAGACCGACCAUACACACCCGAACACUUUGAUUAUAGCAAAUUGCGAGGUUGUGAAACCACGAGUUGCUGCAGAGAGCCACAUAGCUAAUUUCAAUGAAGAUGCGCGCUCUCCAUUUGUCAAGAAGUACAAAACUAUCUUACAUCCGGGAGAGGUGAACAGAAUUAGAGAACUGCCUCAGAAUAAAAAUAUAGUGGCCACACACACCGACUGUCCUGAAGUUCUUAUAUGGGAUGUUGAGGACCAACCUAAUCGACAUGCUGUUCUUGGAGCUGAAGACUCUCGUCCUGAUCUGGUAUUAUCUGGACACCAAGAUAAUGCAGAAUACGCUCUUGCAAUGUGCCCAGCUGAACCCUAUGUGCUUUCAGGAGGGAAGGAUAAAUCUGUUGUUUUGUGGAGUAUUCAGGAUCAUGUGUCAACACUGGCUACGGAUGCAACCCUAACUGCAGAAUCUUCUGGUUCUAUCGUUAAAGCUGCUAAUAAUUCUACUGUUGGUCCACGUGGGAUUUUUCAAGGCCAUGAUGAUACUGUUGAGGAUGUGCAAUUUUGCCCAUCAAGUUCACAGCAGUUUUGUAGUGUUGGAGAUGAUUCUUGUUUGAUUCUGUGGGAUGCAAGGACAGGAAGCGAUCCCGUUGUCAAGGUUGAGAAGGCGCACUAUGCCGAUCUUCACUGCGUAGAUUGGAACCCUCAUGAUGAAAACUAUAUAUUAACUGGCUCAGCCGAUCAUACUGUGCACAUGUUUGAUCGCCGCAAUCUGACCUAUGACGGAGUUGGGUCACCUGUCCAUAAAUUUCAAGGUCAUAAAGCUGCUGUUCUUUGUGUCCAGUGGUCACCUGAUAAGAGUUCUGUGUUUGGGAGUUCAGCAGAAGAUGGUUUACUGAAUAUCUGGGACUAUGAAAAGGUUGGUCAGAAGGAAGAAACGGGUUCCAACAAUCCUACUGCUCCAGCAGGGUUGUUUUUCCAGCAUGCUGGACACAGGGAUAAGGUUGUGGACUUCCAAUGGAACGCAUAUGAUCCAUGGACUAUCGUAAGCGUAUCUGAUGAUGGGGAAUGCUUCGGUGGGGGUGGUACUUUGCAGAUGUGGCGUAUGACGGAUCUCUUAUACAGGCCCAAGGAUGAAGUUUUAGCCGAGCUUCAAAAGUUCAAAGACCACGUGAUGGAAUGCUCCAAGACUUCUUGA